Molecule: messenger RNA, 726 nt
Organism: Caenorhabditis remanei
Lineage: Eukaryota; Metazoa; Nematoda; Chromadorea; Rhabditida; Rhabditidae
Exons: 3
Coding region: 1-726 (241 amino acids)
Source: RefSeq, a predicted model, not a curated record
AUGCAACCUAUUCCAUUGUUCCCAGUUAUAGCGGCGUACUGUAACGGACUGCUAGUUCAAGUUUUCGAUGUUUACUGUCAUUAUCUCAUGGUUAGCUGGACAUGUCUCAUGGUAUCCCAGAUCUCUACUCUUGUAUGGUGCUUUGCACUGAAACAUCGAACUAUCGGAAAAGUGACAAGUCGAAGAAUCUUUUCGAGAAAUGUUUACAUUAUUGGCGGUACUUAUUCUGUGUUAACUCCAAUUUUCACAUUUUUGACCACUUAUGAAACAGGGAUAAAUAGGAAGGUACAGAUGGAAUAUGUUGCUGAGCACUACCCAGUGUACUUCCAAAACUUUCGAAAUCUCAAAAACUUUUCCAUUUAUGAAAUCGACGGAUGGUUUGUAAUCGUCCUGAUUAUUUCUACAAGUGGCGCAUUUUUCUCCGCAUUCACUUUCACAUUCACUACAAUUGACAUGUUCAAAAUGCUUCGAGGACUCAAAAAGAAAGUUUCCGGAAAAAGUUUUCGUAGGUAUCAGAUGGCUGUAAAAAGCGUCUUGGCUCAAUUCUCUGUGUCAUCUUUGUGUCUUGCUCCUCCGUUCGCUCUGAUGAUUCUUGCGGUUGGAAAGUUUGAAAAUGGACAGAUCUUGGUACAAAUAGCUUUUGCAAUUGCAUCUCUUCAUUCUUCAAUCAAUGCGAUUGUUUUGAUUGUGACUACACUUCCAUAUCGUCAGUUCGUACUUCGGUGA